Molecule: messenger RNA, 3530 nt
Organism: Bicyclus anynana (squinting bush brown)
Lineage: Eukaryota; Metazoa; Arthropoda; Insecta; Lepidoptera; Nymphalidae
Gene: tam
Product: DNA polymerase subunit gamma-1, mitochondrial
Exons: 18
Coding region: 85-3516 (1143 amino acids)
Biological process (GO): mitochondrial DNA replication
Cellular component (GO): mitochondrion; gamma DNA polymerase complex
Molecular function (GO): DNA-directed DNA polymerase activity; 3'-5' exonuclease activity; DNA binding
Source: RefSeq, a predicted model, not a curated record
GUUGUCAAACAAAUCUGUUUCUAUUUCGUUUGAUAGCGGGAAUUUUAUAUUUUGAGUUCUCAUUGUAGAGUUAAAACUUAAAGUAUGCUACAAAGUACUCGAAAUUGUUGUAUUUUAUGUCGUAGACAUUACAGCGAUGUAUUACCCACUAGAGAAAUCAAAGUUAUUAAGCAAGUAAAUGUAAAAAACAAAGCGGUAAAUUGUAACCUCCAAGAUGUAAAAAUUGAAGAAAAUAGAACCUCAAAAGAGUUUAGAGUUAACGAACUGAACAUUCAAAUGAUAUCACGGAACAUUUAUGAACAAUUAUUUAAAGGUUCUGCUGCAAACAUUGAUUCUAGGGUGAUUACAAGCUGUCAAGAUGACCUCAAACGGCACGGCAUAGAUUUCCAGAACAUAACCCACGCUCCAGAUGUAGAGUUAAAGUUACCUGAAUUGAAAGGGAAGGACCUUCUAGAACACUUCUAUACCAUUGGAAAUGAACAAAGUGCUCCAUAUAAAGAGCUUCUGAAGGUGUUAUCGUUGUGUUUGUUGCCACCUUUACCUAAGGAAUGGCUAAAACAAGGAGGUUGGACCAGAUAUAGCAAAGAACAGACACAGUUGGUGCCGUGGCCUCCUGAUGAUGCACUGAUCCUUGAUGUGGAAGUCUUGAUGUCAGCAGGCAAGAGGCCGACCUUGGCUUGUGCAGUGUCUCCUGAAGCUUGGUAUGGCUGGGUAAGCGAACCACUUGCGACUGGGCAGACACAUCAAGAACACGACAGCGUUAAAUAUGAGGACCUGAUCCCCCUCGAGACUGAUAGCUCAGGGAAUGGCGGUGACUUGAGCAGGCCCAGGAUAGUUGUGGGACAUAACGUGUCGUAUGACAGAGCCAAGAUUAAAGAGCAGUAUUGGUUGGAAAAGACAGGUGUGCGUUUCAUGGACACGAUGUCGAUGCACACAUGCGUCAGCGGCGUGACCAGCUACCAGCGCACGGUGCUGAAGGCCAGGAGCAAGGAGCCUCAUCCCACAGACGAGGAUUGGGUGGACAUCAGCUCGCUGAACAGCCUGACUGACGUGCACAACUUGUACUGUGGUGUACCAAUAAACAAGGAGUCUCGCGACAUAUUCGUCGAAGGCACCCUCCAGGAUGUUCAGGGAAACUUCCAGAAGCUCAUGAAGUACUGCGCCGGUGACGUCAUCGCUACCCACAACGUUCUGAAGGAGUUGCUGCCGUUGUUCUUGGAGAGGUUUCCUCACCCCGUGACCUUGGCUGGGAUGUUGGAGUUAGGUUCAGCCUACCUCCCUGUCAACUCAAAUUGGCAGCAAUACUUAGAUUCAGCUGAAACUGUCUUCGAAGACCUCAAACUGGAGUCACGUCAGAUAUUGUCAGCAAAAGCUGACGAGGCAUGCCGCCUCAUGAAGAACAAGGCUUACGAAAAUGACCUGUGGAUGUGGGACCAGGAUUGGUCGACACAGACUUUGAAAUUGAAAAAAAGUGUAUCCAAAACUAAAAAGAAUGAAAAAACCACCAUAAAUGACCCAAUCAAAAAAUUUGAUUCUAAAAAUGAAGAAUUAGUUAAUUUUGAUGUAUUAAGCGAUGAGUACAUUGAUAGUUUAAAGGGUUAUUCAGAUUUGGGUCAAGAUGUGAAGGGUUUGGGCAAAAAGUUUGAGUAUUUAUAUGAUUUGGGUAAAAGUUUGCCUGUAAAGAGACCGUAUUUGGCAGGAUAUCCAGCGUGGUACAGAAAGUUGUGUACCAAACCCGGGAAAGACCCGGAUUGGGUGCCCGGUGCUAAUAACGUCACUACUAGUAUGCAGAUAACUCCAAAACUCCUCCGUCUGAGUUGGGAGGGCUAUCCCCUCCACUACCUCCAGUCCGAGGGGUGGGGCUUCCUAGUCCCGUACAGCAGGACCCAAGAGCCUGUCAGCGGAGAACCCGCUGUGCCUCUACUCAAAUUGUUGGAGACUUGUCCUCUGAUGAACUGCAAGGAGAGUGACUUCGAAGCAGACGUUCACAUGCUGCCAAAAACUGUUGAGGAGGAUCUAGGAAGGAGGGCGUACUACGCGCGCAAGAGUCGCGACGAGCAAGCGGCGGCCAAUCAGUACCACGGGCUCGGAGUAUGGUGUGGCCUGCAGAUACAGGGUUGUUGCCACUUCCUGCGUCUCCCGCACAAAGACGGCCCCAAAUACAAAGUGGGGAACCCCCUCGCCAAGGACUUCCUCAAUAUGUUCAGUCAGAACGUUCUCUCGGCGCAGGGGAAUGAGGCUGAAAAGGUGCUGUCGUUCGGUCGCAUGAUGUCGUACUGGCGCAACAACCGCGAGCGAGUGAUGGGGCAGCAGGUGGUGUGGCUGCCCCACGGCGCGCUGCCGGCCCGCCUGCGGCGUGUCGCGCGGCGGUACGGCGCCAUCGUACCGCAGGUCGCGGUCUGCGGGACGCUCACCAGACGAGCGUCGGAGCCGACGUGGAUGACGGCCAGCAACGCUCACAAAGAGCGCAUCGGGUCGGAGCUGCGCGCGAUGGUGCAAGCGCCGCCCGGGUACAGACUUGUGGGCGCCGACGUUGACUCGCAGGAAUUGUGGAUAGCGGCACUGUUGGGAGACAGCGGAAUAGGACUGUGCGGGGGCAGCGCGUUCGGCUGGGCCGUGCUGGCGGGGGACAAGCGCUGCGGCAGCGACCUGCACUCGCUCACCGCCCGAGCCGCCGACAUCAACAGGGACCACGCCAAGGUCAUCAACUACGCCAGGAUAUACGGUGCCGGGCAGAACUUCGCCGAGCGUCUACUGAAGCAGUUCAACCCAACCAUGACUAUAUCGGAGGCGAAGAGCAAGGCUGCCAAGAUGUUCACCACGACCAAGGGCCGCCGUGUGUAUCGCCUCAAGGAGAAGUACAUGCAGGGAUUCGUGGACGAGGAUACUGGAGAUCAGCCGUUGGAGAUGUCGGGCUACCAAGCGAUGCGGCUCGCCAAGCUGAGCGGGAAGAAGCUUGAGGAGAUGUUCCACCGCGGACGCUGGGUCGGCGGCACCGAGUCGCUCAUGUUCAACAAGCUGGAGGAAAUCGCUGACUCGGAGUCGCCGGCGACAGCGUUCCUGAGCGGGCGACUGUCGCGCGCGCUGGAGCACGCGGGGGGGCGCUGGGGCGGCACGCGCCUCAACUGGGCGGUGCAGAGCGCGGCCGCCGACUUCCUGCACCUCAUGCUGGCCAGCAUGGCGCACCUCGCGCCCCGCGCCAGGUUCUGUCUUAGCUUCCACGAUGAAGUGAGAUACUUGGUUCCCGAAGAGUAUAAGUAUGAGACAGCGCUGGCCUUGCAGAUUACCAACCUUUUUACCAGAGGAUUUUGUUCUCAAAGGGUGGGGAUACAUGAUCUGCCAAUGUCGGUGGCGUUCUUCACGUCAGUGGAAGUGGACCAGGUCCUGAGGAAGGAGGCCAACCUGUGCUGCACCACACCUUCCAACCCUCAUGGAUUGGAAAAAGGCUACGGGAUACCCCAUGGGGAAUCUUUGACUAUAUUUGAUGUAUUGGAGAAGUGUAACUCAAAUAAAUAGAUCCACCCUAACAA